Messenger RNA from Triplophysa dalaica, 3704 nucleotides. RefSeq names its product guanine nucleotide-binding protein subunit alpha-11-like. Gene Ontology annotation, cellular component: heterotrimeric G-protein complex. Lineage: Eukaryota; Metazoa; Chordata; Actinopteri; Cypriniformes; Nemacheilidae. Gene Ontology annotation, molecular function: GTPase activity; G protein-coupled receptor binding; G-protein beta/gamma-subunit complex binding. The transcript has 8 exons. Bases 423 to 1529 code for a protein of 368 amino acids. The record is from RefSeq and is a predicted model, not a curated record. Gene Ontology annotation, biological process: action potential; adenylate cyclase-modulating G protein-coupled receptor signaling pathway; phospholipase C-activating dopamine receptor signaling pathway.
UUGUGUACGCGUGACGGGCGCGUCUUCACUGUUGGUUCACACCUCGAGAACCCUGCGCGUUUCUUUCGUUACGGCGAACAAAGAAAUUUGUUACCAAGCACGCAUCCUUUGCGUCCAUAAGAUGCCGAAAACUGCUGUCUAGGUAGGAAGCUCACUAGGUUUUGAGACGCAGUCCAUUCUUGUAUGCUUUCGCUUAGCAGAGACGUCCGCGUCAAAGACUUUCCUCAAUUGCAGGCAGAGCUUUGAAAAGCGAAGAGAAUGAUGUAACGUUUACAGAGGCUUCUGGAUAACUGUUUGUGGAAACUUGUGGAAGAACUUUGACAGAAAUAAGGGGUUUUAGCCUAAACAGUGCGGCUGAAAAGAUGCAUCGCGUUUCGUAAACGUAAAGACCCCGUACAGGUGUGACGACGAAUGCAGGGGAGAUGGGGGGCUGCUGUAUACAGUGCUGGAGGUUGUGCACCUGUUGCCUGUCUGAAGAAGAGAGGAGCGCUAUCGCGGUGCACAAUGAAAUAAAACGCGUCCUGGCGGAGCAGAAGAAAAGAGAACGCAGAGAGAUCAAAAUACUUUUAUUGGGCACUGGAGAAAGUGGGAAGACGACUUUUAUUAAACAAAUGAGGAUCAUUCACGGAAAGGGGUUUUCGGAAGAAGACAGACGUGCGUAUGCUAAAUUGGUUUUCCAGAAUAUCUUCACUGCUAUGAAGGCAUUGACAGGGGCUAUGACCACCCUAAAGAUUCCUUACGGCAACCCACAGAAUGAGGUGUACAGUCAACAGUUUCAACAGGUGGAAAUAAUCCAUGUGACCCAAUUAAACAGAAUGUAUGUUGAAGCUAUUCGGCGACUUUGGGCUGACCCGGGUAUCAAGAACUGUUACAGACGUCGUCGAGAGUACCAGUUAAUGGACUCUACAGAAUACUUUAUGACAAAUUUAGACCGUAUCGCAGGCACAGAUUACAUCCCUACGGCUCAGGAUGUGCUCCGAGUGAGAUUCCCCACGACAGGCAUCAAUGACUAUUCCUUUAGUAUGCAGAAGAUCACUCUCAGGAUCGUUGAUGUAGGCGGCCAGAAGUCUGAAAGGCGAAAAUGGAUCCAUUGCUUUGAGAAUGUGACGUCUCUGAUGUUUUUAGCAUCUCUCAGCGAGUAUGACCAGGUGCUGGAGGAGAAUAACAAAGAGAACCGCAUGAACGAGAGCUUGUCGCUCUUCUACACCACCAUCCACUCGUCGUGGUUCGCCAAUUCCUCCAUCAUCCUUUUCCUUAACAAGAAGGACAUCCUGGCAGAAAAGAUCCAGACAUCAGACCUACAAACAUACUUCCCGACUUUUCAAGGCAAACGUCGGGACGAGCAAGAGGCCAUGGAGUACAUCUUAGAGAUGUAUCAACGGCAGGCCGUCAAUGUUUUGAACAAGGACUGUAAAAACAUCUACUAUCACUUCACCUGCGCCACGGACACCAGUAACAUCCGGAAGGUUUUCAAUGAUGUGAAAGACACUGUACUGAUCGCAUCUCUGAAGGCGUUUGGAGUACUAUAAACAGACCCUUCAAGAAGCACCAAUGAAACGCUGAUCCUUUUAUGAUGUUUCUGGAUGUUUUAGCGCUUCGGCCGCUGGAUUUGCAGUCAAACUACUUCAAAGGACCUACAUGGAAUACACAAAGGAUGCCGUUUAGUGUUGUUUCUUGUGCAACGCCAUGCAACCUUUCCUUGCUUUGUCUUUUGAUUCAUCUUUUCUUGAAUUCUUAGACUUUGUUAUUGACUUUUGGUGAAUGACAUUUUGAAUGCUUAACACAAUGUCAUUGGCUACAACAAGGCCCUUUUAGAAUCUGCACUCAUGAUAAAUUCCUUACAGUGGGUGGAUUAUGCUGAUAUUUGUAGAUCAUGUUCGAGCCUAAUUACCUAAAACGUUGUACGGGAAAAACAUUUGCACAGGUCUGGUCGGAAUGACACUCUUUCAUCUACAGUAUCAAAACAAUCGAGUGAGGUUACAUUGAAGGUAUGAGGAAGUUGUCAUAAUUCUACCCAGGUUGCAGGAAUGCGGCACAGCCGAUCAAAUAUUUUUGGUGGCGGGUUUUGGUUUCGAGGGGGUUGAGAAACACUACAUCAGGGCUAGUGAACUCCAGUCCUUUAGUUCCAAGUCAAACCCUAAUCCAACACACUUGCUCAGGAUAAGAGUUUACUAGCCCUUCUCUACACUGUACUUGCAAAGUAAAAUGACUUGUGUGCUUUUUUUUUACAUAAAAUAUAAGGCUUAAUAAAUAGUAGAGAUGACUCGAUUCUAAAUUUUUCCAAUGAUACUGAUAGCUGAUUUUGAAGAAUAAAUGAUUAUUUCUUAACUUUCUGAAUGUUAUUAAUUCAUAUGAUGACUAUUAAUUUUGAACUUCAAACUGGUGAUGUUUCUAUACAUUUUCUGCACACAGAGCAAAAAUGAAUAGCAUUGUCCUGUCGUCUUUUGAUUGACAGUAUAUAUCGGCUCUGAUCAUAGUCUGUUUUUAAACUAUCGGCUGAAAAUUUGCUUUUAUCGACCGAUUAUUGGCCGAUAUAUCGGUGCAUCUCUAAUAAAUCGAUUAUAAACUGUGCUGAUUACCUCAAAAGUUCAUGAGGGUGAGAGCUACAUUGACUGGUAUAAAAAAGUAUCAAAUAUUUUUAUUGUAUGUAAAUGUACCAUUAAAAGAACCUAAGAUGUAGUAUUACUACAAAAGAUCAUAACAGGAUCACAAUUUUUUUACUUAAGGGUUUAUUUGAUUUUAAAUUAUCUAAAUUUACUAUCCACGUUGUAUUAGUUGAUAAAUUUCAUAUAAAAGUAUUUGUAAAGUGACCUUUUAGUAAAUAUUUAACGUAAUAAUUUUGUGUUUAACACAUUGUUUAUUCAAUGUGGCCUCAAACCUUUUGACUGUAGUUUCAGCUGUUUCAAGUGGUCCCAGAUGCAAUUUAGAGAUGUUUUAAGAGAUAAUCUGGUUGUUUAAGAAUUAAAUCAGUAGACUGUUACUUUUCACAAACUUAAUCAUUUUUGUAUUCUAUGUAUUUUGCACAAGUUCAUGAUAUGUUCUGUAAACACUUGGUGUACAGUACUUAAUAAAAUCCCUUUUUUAAAAUAAAAUAAUUGCAUCAGAUGGACCUUGCCAAAGGUGACAUCUAUUAUUUUUUCGAACAUUCUCUAUGUUAGGCCCAGAAGACCUAUUCUUUCAUACAGUCAUGUGACCACGAUAAUAUUGAGACAAUUUUGUUAUGGCAUUAAAACGAUAUCGAUUAUAUUGUUACAUCCCUGCUGAAUACAUGAAUAAACUCUCCUCACUAUAUAGAAUUAUGUGUUUAAUAUACUUUUAACCAUCUUAAUAGACCUAAUAAGCUCAUAAGAUUUAUACCAUAUGUAAUGAUACCGUAUUAACUGUGAAUGAAUCAGGAAACAUUAAAUUAAGAGUAAAUUAAUUACCAGUUGUAUAGUUUUGCUACAAAUAUCUCGGUUAAUAUUGUUUUACUACAAAACAUUAUAGUUACUAAAGUCAAACCAUGUGUCAUGAGCUUCCAUGUCAGAUUAGAUUUCUUGAAUCUUGAUAUUAAUAAACUGGUUUUCUAAGGUGAAAUAAACAAUCGCUGACAUCUUUUGUUUUCUUUGUCUUCCUCCCACACCCAGGUCUUUUGGUCAUAUUAAGUCUUACUUCUAUGUUUUUUUUUCUUAUUGUCCACCCUCUUCUUACUCCUCCCUAUUAUG